AUGUUGAACGCUGUACUGCUCGCUGUUGCUGCUGCUCCCGUGAUGGGCAAGAACUUUGCCGUCACGGUCGGGGCUAACAACGACUUUAUCUUCCUCCCUAACCAAAUCUCUGGGGCUAGGGCUGGGGACACUAUCACCUUCACUUUUGUGUCGCGGAACCAUUCCGCCACUACAACCACAUUCGUGAACCCAUGCCCACCGCCACCUGGUGGUGUCGGGCCUGACCAAUUUGACACAGGCUUCAACCCAACCACUGCGACAGACCACCCCGUCCAAGUGAUCACUCUCCGAGACAGCGGCACCCACUUUGUCGCUUGCAUGCAAGCAGCAGGAGCACAUUGUCACAUGGGAAUGACCUUUGCGGUUAAUCCGACGGCUGACCAGACCUAUGAUGAGUUUUCGCAGAAUGCGCUUAAUGAUCCGAUUCAGACGUUUUGA
This is a messenger RNA of Marasmius oreades (fairy-ring Marasmius), 438 nucleotides long. RefSeq lists its product as uncharacterized. The transcript is spliced from 3 exons. The coding region runs from base 1 to 438 and encodes 145 amino acids. Lineage: Eukaryota; Fungi; Basidiomycota; Agaricomycetes; Agaricales; Marasmiaceae. The record is from RefSeq and is a predicted model, not a curated record.